CGGUGCCCGGUGCUCGAUCCGGUACGCGGUGCCUGAUCCAGUGCCCGGUGCUCGAUCCGGUGUUCGGUGCUCCCUCCGGUCUCCGGGAGCCGAUCCGGUGUCCGGUGCUCCCUCGGGUCUCCGGGACCCGAUCCGGUGCCAGGUGCUCGAUCCGGUCUCCGGUCCGAUACCCGCUACCGUUUCCGGUGCCGGCAGCUCCCGCGGUUCCCCGGUCUCGGUACGCGGUGCCCGAUCCGGUGCCCGCGGCUCCCGGUUCCCUCCGUGCCGGGAGGGGCCGAACCCGAGGGGAGCCGCCCCGGGCGGGGGCGGAACGAGAAGCCCAUUUAUAAAAGGCUGUGCCGGCGGCGGGACCGGAUCGCGGGGCCGCCGGAACGGGAGGUUUCGCCCCCGGUUGCUGCUUCUCAACGGUGCAGAACCCGCCGGGGUAGGCGGAGGGGCCAUGGCGGCUACCGGCACCGGCGGGUUGGGCUGGCGGCUGCUGCCGCUCACACUGGCGCUGCUGCUGCCACCGGGAGAGCGCCGCGCUGCAGGUGCCAAUCCCUGCAGCCCCAAGUACUUUGGCCGCGAUGCCAUGGUUUGUGUCUGCAACGCCACGUACUGCGACAUGCUGGACCCUGUGGUCGUGCCGCCCCUGGGCACCUACGUCAAAUACGAGAGCAGCAAGGCUGGCAACCGCCUUGAGCGCAGCGAGGGGAGCUUCCAGCGUAGCCUGCAUGCCCCAGAUCUCGUCCUGACCGUGGACACGACGCAGCGGUUCCAGAAGUUGAAGGGUUUUGGUGGUUCCCUCACCGACGCGGCUGCCAUCAAUAUCCUUUCCCUGCCUGAAAUGGCCCAGGAGCACCUGCUCCGCUCAUACUUCUCUGAGGAAGGGCUUGAGUACAACCUUGUGCGGCUCCCCAUGGCCAGCUGUGACUUCUCCCUCCACACCUACACCUACGAUGACGUUCCCUAUGACUACGAGCUCACCCACUUUAGCUUGCAAGACGAGGACACAAAGCUGAAGAUCCCCCUCAUGCACCGAGCCUUGGCCAUGGCCAAGCGGCCACUGUCACUGUGUGCAAGCCCUUGGACCUCCCCAACCUGGAUGAAGACCAGCGAGUCCUUUGUGGGGAAGGGCACACUGAAGGGGCAAGCGGGGGACAAAUACCACAAGACCUGGGCCAACUAUUUUGUACGGUUCCUGGACGAAUAUGCCAAGCACAACUUGACCUUCUGGGCGGUGACGGCAGAGAAUGAGCCCUCGGCUGGGCUGAUCAACAACUACCCCUUCCAGUGCCUGGGCUUCACGGCCGAGCAGCAACGGGACUUCAUCGCGCGGGAUCUGGGCCCUGCAUUGGCCAACAGCUCCUACCGGGAUGUCCAGCUUAUCAUUCUGGAUGAUAACCGGCUCCACCUCCCGCACUGGGCCAAAGUGGUCCUGGAGGACGAAGAAGCGGCUCGUUACGUCCAUGGCAUUGGCAUCCACUGGUACCUGGACUUCAUCGGUCCCAUACAGGACACAGUGGUGCCCACUCAUGAACUCUUCCCUGACUACUUUAUCCUGGCCACGGAAGCGUGCAUCGGGUCCCAUUUCUGGGAAAGGGAUGUGGUCCUGGGCUGCUGGGAGCGGGGGAACCAGUACAGCCAUAGCAUCCUGAUGAACCUGAACCACUUUGUUGCUGGCUGGAUCGACUGGAACCUCGCUCUGGACCUGGAGGGAGGCCCCAGCUGGGUCAAGAAUUACGUAGACAGCCCCAUCAUCGUGGACAGCAGCGAAGGUGUCUUCUACAAGCAGCCCAUGUUCUACCACCUGGGCCACUUCAGUAAGUUCAUCCCUGAGGGCUCCCAACGCGUGGGGCUCCUCGCCUCUAAAGAGUCCAAGAAGACAGAGCUGGAGUACACGGCUUUGCUGCGUCCCGAUGGCACCGUGGUGGUGGUGGUUCUGAACCGGUCCCCUCAGAACAUCACCUUUGGGCUGGCUGACACCGUUGGCCUCAUUGCAGCUGUGGCUCCAGCCAACUCCAUCCAGACCUACCUGUGGCGGCGGCAUUGACGGCGAUGCCCAUGGCUGGCCAGGAGCUGGACCAAAGUGGGCUCGGAAAGCAGCCUUAGCGCUGCCUGUGGGCUUGGGCUGAGGACCGUGGAGAAGGUUGAGUGCUGUCUGCACCGCGGCAGAGCCAUGCGCUCAGGCGAGCCAGAGGAGUGAGCUGGGCUGCGGAGCACUGGGCGCAUGCAGGAGGGUUGGGGAUCCUGAUGCCCCUGGGGAUGGAGAUCCCGCAGGCUGUGAAUGCUGUUUUCUGCUGCUCUGAUAUUAAAUGCUGACGCUUUCUUGCUCUCUGGGGCUGGAAGAGAAGUGCCCAGGUCCCUCCCCUGCUCCUGGGCACCGUGGCUGGGUGCCACCUGGGCACAGAGCCCGAGCAAGAGCUGCUUGGAGCACCGUGAGCCCUGUGGGUUGGUUGCUCUUCCUGCCCACCCCUGCUGCUCUGCCCCCACAGCUUCUCCCUGCUGGGAAGGUCCUCCAGGCACCAGUUUGUUCCCAGUUGCAAGCUUGUGCCACUUGAUAGAGGGCUGAGCCGAGCGCAGGUGCUCUCCCAGUGCUGUUGUGGGAUGCUUUAGGCUCCAGGUUUACCCUCCACGCAGAUGCUCUGGGUCUUGGAGCAGCGUUGGGGGCAAAGUGCCUGGACACCCAUCUUGGUGGAAUCCCUGGGUGGGUUUUGUGGCCAAAUUUCAGCUUUCUGGGCUAUUCCUGCCAAGCUGGAGCCAAUUGCAGCCUGGUGCUAGGCUGGGGAGGGUCAGAUCUUGCCCGGCUCAGGAUGCUGGGUUGCUUCCUGGGGCUCAGACUGGAGGUAGAACCAGUUCCAGGAGCAUCGGAGCAUGGUGGGUUCAGGGCACAAACCAGCUCAGGAUGGGGACAGGGUGUCUGCAAGCUUCUCUGGGGGCUUUGUAGGGAGAAGGGUGCUGGCCAGGCUGCAGCGGCUCUGUGAUGGGGGUGCCCUGUCCCCCCAGCAAUGGGGCAGCUGGGACGGAGUGUCAACAAGGUUUGGGCUGCACCGUGGGCUCAGCACCCACUACGGAGCUGAGGCAGCGUGAGUAAGCGGGCACGGGGACCGGGAAUGAGUGCAGGCACACCCAGAACAAGGGAAGGGAGCUCACAGCAUGUGCUGGGUGGAGAAAUAGGGCAGGGAGGUCGUGAUUGCGGCUGCUGGGCCAAUUCGGGUCAGUCGGGUUGAGGCAGGCGAGAUGCAGCUGUCGGGGCUGACAGCAGUGGUGCUGCGUAGGCGGAGCACAGCCCAGCACCAGCUCUGGCAGCACCUGGGGUGACUGGGGAGGAGUGCAUGGCAGGGUCACCCUGGGAAUUUGGCACGAACUGUGCCGCGAUGCUCCUGAGAAGCCCUGGGACCCCACAAACUCUGGGCAUGCCAGGGUCUUAGGGCGAGCUGUCUGUGCCCAGGGGCACAACCAUCCCACCUCUGCCUGGAGGCUGUUUAUCUUUGUCCACAAGAGGGAAAUAUUUCUCCAGGAUCACAGCAACCACGAGCCCUGCUCCCAGCAUCCCCACUCCCCGGUUCAGGAUGGAUCCUCUCUGCUGCUUCUUUCCCAGGUUUUUUACUCACCAUCUUCCUUUACCGUUUUACCAACCCUUGUAAUAAAAGUCAAUGUCUGGAUGCUGAAUCAUCCCAGGGCAC
Messenger RNA from Cuculus canorus (common cuckoo), 3665 nucleotides. RefSeq names its product lysosomal acid glucosylceramidase. The record is from RefSeq and is a predicted model, not a curated record. Gene Ontology annotation, biological process: glucosylceramide catabolic process. The transcript is spliced from 10 exons. The coding region runs from base 440 to 2032 and encodes 530 amino acids. Gene Ontology annotation, molecular function: glucosylceramidase activity. NCBI's taxonomy places the organism in Eukaryota, Metazoa, Chordata, Aves, Cuculiformes, Cuculidae.